AUGGAAUGCGCCAUCUGCAACAAGUUUCAAGGGCGCUGGAAGAUCAGCAGCAGGGCUGAGGCGCAAAAACAUCGCGGCCAAGGCAUCCGAAGCCUCAUCGUCCCCAAGUUCACGAGGGAUGAAUUACUGAUUUCAGCACAGGCAUGCUAUGGCUGCCAAAUCCUCAUAGAUGGGUGCCGCGGAUGCUUCAAAUUGCAUGGUAUCAAUGAGGCGGAUAUACUACACUGCGGCCUUCGCUUUCAUUAUCCAUACUGUACCGAGGUUGUAGACGAUGCAGACACGGACAAGCAUCUCAUCUUUCAUUUGUCAACCGGGGGCCGUUUUGAAGUGGAACUGUUUGCUACUGAAGACGACGAUUGUCACAUUCCGGAUAGUUGGGAUUACAUUCCUACACUGUGGCGCACUUCGCCUCGGACGGAUUCUCCAGCGGCAUUGGUUAAGAUAAAGGGCUGGAUUGCCCAGUGCAUUGUCGACCAUGGCGAAUCAUUGUGUAGGUGCCCAGAAUCUGUAGUUCUCCCGACUCGGGUGGUGGAUGUUGGUCUCCAAGACGGCAUAGUGAAGCUUCUCGAGACGAACGGGGCCAAGGCGAAAUAUAUCUGUCUCAGCCAUUGCUGGGGCCUCGAGCAGAUUAUCACGACAACGCGAUCGACUCUCAAGGAGCGCAAGAAGGAAAUAGCCUGGGACGACCUAUCGAAGACGUUCCAAGAUGCAAUAUCCCUCACCCGGGCUCUAGGCUUUGAUUAUAUCUGGAUCGAUAGCCUUUGCAUCGUCCAAGAUGAUUCUAAAGACUGGGAAAUGGAAUCAGCAAAGAUGGCUUCGGUUUAUAGCAAUGGGCGUUUGACAAUUGCUGCAACACGUUCUGCUAGCGGCCACGGAGGUCUUUACUCACGCACAGAAGACUUCAAGGUAUCCGGCAAAAGCCCCGAUGGAGAAGCGUAUUGUCUCUACUUCCGUGAACGAAUCGAUCACCAAAUCGACGCCAUCUUUGAGAGCGCCGACUCCACCUCGAGCGAAAAGUACUAUCCUCUUCUUUCAAGGGCAUGGGUCUACCAGGAGCGCAUGCUCUCUACACGAGUGCUCCAUUUUGGCCGGUACGAGCUGUUCUUCGAGUGCAAUUCUAGCAUUCAAUGCGAGUGUGGGACUAUACAGUACCAUGGUGCCGGUAUCGAUACUCCUGUGCCUCUGAUCAAGCUUGAAUACGCAGAUGCGCUCUUGGAUUAUGACCUCGGCUACGAGGGACAAGCCCUCGCCAACAUACAGUAUCAAUGUGCCCGCUUGUGGCGCACUAUGGUGUGCUGUUAUACAGCGCUUUUUCUGACAAAGUCUAAAGACCGACUGCCGGCGAUCGGUGGCUUAGCAAGACAAAUGGCCACCAAGAGGAAGUCAAAAUAUCUUGCAGGGCUUUGGGAAGAAUCUCUUCAAGAUGAUGUACUCUGGAUGGUGUAUACGACGUCGACGUUGAAGAAACCCAGACCCUACCCUUUGAAUGCUCCGACGUGGUCGUGGGCAAGUGUAGAAACGCUUACUAGCUACUGGGAUGUGAUUGUUUUCACCAAUAUGGAAGAAGGUGUUGCAGAAGAACGACCGCCAUACAAACACUUUAGUAUCAUCGAAGAAUGUCAAGUCGAGCAGUCGGCAAUCGACGCGUUCGGAUCAAUCGCGCACGGUUCUCUCACCAUAUCCGGUCUGUUAGUGGAGGGCCUUCUUGAGCGCGAAACCCGGCUGCGUGAUGGCGAGGAAGUGAUUGAGCACUACGUAUCUUUUCCAGAUACUGUGCGCUUGGGUUUGGAUACAGACUACCUUCUAGAUGCUGACGGUCCUGGUUAUACAAGUCCGGGAACCCUAAUUUCUUGCCUUCGCAUGAGUCUCUUCCAGGAAGGCCAGAAGGAAUAUUUGCUCUUACUUGCGCUGAAGAAGUCUACAAGGACCCCAGGAUCUUUCGAGCGGAUUGGUACAUCAAGAAUAACCGGUGUUGUAGGCUCAGUGGACACGGAAGGCGGAGUGUUUCGAAUGGCAGAGUCCCGAACCGUCAUCAUUAUUUGA
Cucurbitaria berberidis CBS 394.84 is the source of this 2043-nucleotide messenger RNA. RefSeq names its product HET domain-containing protein. NCBI's taxonomy places the organism in Eukaryota, Fungi, Ascomycota, Dothideomycetes, Pleosporales, Cucurbitariaceae. The coding region runs from base 1 to 2043 and encodes 680 amino acids. The record is from RefSeq and is a predicted model, not a curated record. The transcript has a single exon.